CCCUUCCCCCGAGCCUGCCCAGGGUUGGUACCCACAGGCAGGGCUGGGAAGGGAACCUGAGCCACCGGCCUGCUCACACUGAAGCACAGCCUGGGGACAGGGAAAACCUUGUCACUGUCACUUUAAGUCUCUUGAGGGAGGGGGUCCUCGACCCUGGAUUCACCACCCCAAGGAAGACAGAGAAGGAAGUGGGGCAGGUUUGCGGACAGCACCAAGCAGCGCUCCUAGGGCCCGCUCACACGUAAAAACUUCCUGCGAUGAGACCGGAAACACAGGUGCUGUCCCCACCACGGCAGCCCCCAGAGCCUGGGCCAGAGGGGAGCCAUGGACAGGGCCCGGGCCCUGGGCCUGCUCUUGGCACUGCUGACUCUCUGCAUCACUGCUGGGACUCCUGAGGUGUGGGUGCAGGUUCAGAUGGAGGCCACCGAGUCCCCGUCCUUCACUGUCCGCUGUGGAUUCCUGGGAUCUGGUUCUAUCUCCCUGGUGACUGUGAGCUACGGGGGCCCCGAUGGUGCUGGAGGGACCACACUGGCUGUGUUGCACCCAAAGUUCGGCACCCAGCACUGGAACCCUGCCUGCCGGGCCCACUGGGAAACCAGAACCAGCAUCUCCCUCACCUUGGAAGGGUCCGAGGGGAGAAGCUCCAGUCCCAACACCACCUUCUGCUGCAAGUUUACUUCCUUCCCUGAGGGCUCCCAGGAGGCCUGUGGGAACGUCUCCCUCAGCCCAGACCAAGGGCUCCCUGCUCCUACUCCAGCCACCAUGCUGCGAGCUGACCUGGCUGGGAUCUUGGGGUUCUCAGGGGUCCUUCUCUUUGGAUGCGUCUACCUCCUCUACCUCCUGCGUCGGCAAAGGCACUGGUCUGUCAGGAAGCUUCAGCCACCCAGACACAGCAGCCCCCAGACACAGAGGAGAGCAAGUGCAGCCGGCCAAGCCUCCCUGACCUCUCUCCACAUCCCCUACGCCACCAUCAACACCAGCUACUUCAACCCGGCAACUCUGCACCGGGUCCUCCCACCCCAGCCCCUGCCCAGGUGGGCGCCGCUCCCCAGCCAGAGCCCUGUCCCCUGGGCACCCCUGCCGGCCUCCGCUCGCAGCAGCUUCAUCUCUGUUGAGAACCGACUCUACGCUCAAGCAGAAAAGGGGCCUCUCCACGCCGGCACCGACCUCAUCCCGCUCCCGGACUGUCUGGGGCACAGAGCCAUGGAGGGACAUUAG
This is a messenger RNA of Physeter macrocephalus (sperm whale), 1218 nucleotides long. It is a transcript of the gene PVRIG, whose product is annotated as PVR related immunoglobulin domain containing. Bases 325 to 1218 code for a protein of 297 amino acids. The transcript is spliced from 5 exons. NCBI's taxonomy places the organism in Eukaryota, Metazoa, Chordata, Mammalia, Artiodactyla, Physeteridae. Gene Ontology annotation, cellular component: plasma membrane. Gene Ontology annotation, molecular function: signaling receptor activity. Gene Ontology annotation, biological process: negative regulation of T cell receptor signaling pathway. The record is from RefSeq and is a predicted model, not a curated record.